AUAUCUCAACGCUCAAGCGGCGACCGGGACUAUCGCGAAAUUGUUACAAGAUGGCUCAAGACACUGAGGAAAUCAUCCUCUUCCACUAUUCAUUAUCGAUAUAUUCGCACAAGGUCUUAUGGUAUGAGGAAUCAGCAUUCGACUUAUCGAGGCGGUGCUAAGACUACCAAGGUNAUCUCAAAUUGGCAGGCAUCAAGUUUUCAGAAUGUANUUCAACCACCAAUCAUGCCACGACCUGAUCUAGCGGCUCUGGGGAUAGCGUAUCGACGCAUCCCAUUGCUUGCUAUCGGUCGUCAUGUUUACUGCGAUUCGAGGUUGAUUCUUCAAGUCUUGCAAGACAAAUAUCCUCUCCAUGGAAUACGAAUGAGCAGUUCGGAUAAGGCAAUUCAAAGACUGCUUCAGGACUGGACAAAUGAUCAAAUCUUCUGGCAUGCAACACGUUGCUUGCCAUUCGAACGUUCUGCAGCAGCUAGUAGUCCAGCAUUCCUGAACGACAGAACCGAAGCACUUGGCAGACCAUUCAGGAUUGAGGACAUGAUAAAAGAAAGACCAGAGUCGUAUGGCUAUAUUCGUGCCAUGUUCCAGACGCUCGAGUCAUUCCUGGAAGAUGGCCGUGACUGGAUUACUGGUAGCGCAAAGCCAUCGCUAGCAGAUAUUGAUGCUGUGUACAUUGCGCAGUGGAUCGUUACGAACCCAUUGAUGGAAGGCGCAACCCCGGAAGGGUUUAUUUCCGAGAAGCUGUUUCCCAAAACAUAUGCUUGGGUUCAUCGCUUCAAGCAGGCGUUGAACGAUGCUGAAUUCGGAGCACCUACGACCACUACUCUCAGUGGCAAGGAGGCUUUCGACACGAUCACCUCUGCACCGGUUACGGCUUUGCAAGGCGACAUCAGCACAACCGACCCGCUCGGUCUGAAGAUCGGCCAAGCAGUUGAUAUAUACCCAACUGACUGGGCAUCAAAGCAUGUUGAUCAUGGUGAACUCGUGAUGUUGGCAGCGGAUCAAGUGUGCAUUCAAAAUGCCCAGGAUGUUCUGGUCCAUUUCCCUCGCUGGAACUUCCGCAUUCAGGCAACCGAUGAGGGCAGAUCUCCCACCAGUGAUCCUGUGGCGGAUGCCCUAUCACUACUAGAUCGUCCUCAUCGCCUAUUCUACCACCCGUUAUCACCAUUUUCGCGCAAAGUGUAUAUGGUUGCACUUGAGUUGGGCACCGCAGAUCGAAUCGAGCUUCAGACUGUGGUCGUUGCUCCAGUCAAGUAUCCUGGAUGGUCUGAUGAUGUCCCCACCGUCGCCGAGUCAAACCCUUUGGCAAAACUACCGACUCUAGUCCUCGGCAACAACGGCGAUGGCGUUUACGACUCGAAAGUGAUCUGCGAUUUUCUAGAAGACGAAGCCCUGACAAACAAGCGGUCUGAUCAUGAACCGCGCAAUUGGCGGUUGAGAACUCUUCACGGUUGCGCGGACGGCAUGAUGGACGCGCAAGUGCUCGUCCUGUACGAGAAGAAGAUCCGUGCUGAAAACAACAUCGCAUACCAAGCCUGGAUCGAUGGUCAAACCGAGAAAAUAAUGCGGGGAUUUGACCAACUCGAGCUCGAAGUUGGUCGUGGCACGCUUCAAACACCAGCUAACGAUACACCAGCAUCAGCGGCUGAAUGUGCGGUGGCUGCUUGUGCAGCCUUUAUGGACAUCGUUGGGGUUCAAUGGCGCGACGAAAGACCGCAGCUAGUAGAAUGGUUCCAUCAAUGGCAANAGAGAGAGUCUUUCAUCAAGACUCGCGCCGACGUGGAUUGGAAAACCGGCGAGGCUACCGAUAUUGGGUUCGGCCGAGAUGUGCUGAAUGGCAAAAAGGGUUGA
Aureobasidium musti is the source of this 1848-nucleotide messenger RNA. The record is from the annotation of a GenBank genome assembly. Lineage: Eukaryota; Fungi; Ascomycota; Dothideomycetes; Dothideales; Saccotheciaceae.